Quercus robur (English oak) is the source of this 884-nucleotide messenger RNA. RefSeq lists its product as uncharacterized. Lineage: Eukaryota; Viridiplantae; Streptophyta; Magnoliopsida; Fagales; Fagaceae. The coding region runs from base 197 to 721 and encodes 174 amino acids. The record is from RefSeq and is a predicted model, not a curated record. The transcript is spliced from 4 exons.
AAAAACUUAUAAACACCAUUCAAGUGGUGCGAUAACUUAAAAUCUUCAAGCGGUACACUUAUUCAGCCAAACACACAAACACAAAUAGAGAAUCCCUCCCUCAAUUGUUUCAACUACCAUUCCUUCACUACAACAGCAAACUAUUUAGAAACCUUCUCUGCAACAACAAACUAUUUAGAAGAUAAUACAAAUUCAAAUGAAUAUGGAGUACACAACUUUGAAGCAGAUAUCGAGGGACAAAGAUAAAACAAAAGUGAAAGUUAGAGUUUUACGAAUGUGGGAUGCAAUUAAUAUAGCAAACAACCAUGAUUUGAUUAGCCUCGAUAUGAUAUUGGUUGACAAAGAGGGAACAUUGAUACAUGCAAGCAUCAGAAAGAACCUUGCUCAAAGUUAUCAUCCACAACUAAAUGAAGGGAGCAUAUAUACAAUUACAAAUUUCUUAGUUGAAGAAAAUAGAGGGAACUAUUGUCCAGUACAUAACAAACUCAAAAUACUUUUCAAUUCAACAACUUCAGUCUCAAAAUUCAGCGGAUUUGAUCAUUCAAUACCUCAAUCCCAAUUUGAAUUUGCUGAUUAUGGAACAAUAGCUUCCCGUUGCUAUGACACUACUUACUUGACUGAUGUGAUAGGCAUAUUGGACUACAUUGGAGCCAUCGAGGAGAUCAAAACAACAGGGCGUCCAACAAAGAUGAGAAACAUUCAACUAUUGUUAGAAGAGUAAGAUAUAUAUACAUUUUUUAAAACUUAUAUGUUAUAAUUUUAAAAUAACUCAAACUUACAUAUAAACAACUUUAGGAACAAAUCAGUUCAAACAACUUUGUGGGGAAAUACUACACAACAAAUAGAUGAUGAUUUCUACAAAACAAAUAAAAGGCCAUUCAUUG